Micromonas commoda is the source of this 504-nucleotide messenger RNA. RefSeq lists its product with no specific name. NCBI's taxonomy places the organism in Eukaryota, Viridiplantae, Chlorophyta, Mamiellophyceae, Mamiellales, Mamiellaceae. Gene Ontology annotation, cellular component: mitochondrion. The transcript has a single exon. Bases 1 to 504 code for a protein of 167 amino acids. The record is from RefSeq and is a predicted model, not a curated record.
AUGGCGACGUCGACGUCGAGGGCGGCGGCGCUGUCGCUGAUGCGUCGCAUGCUCCGCGUCAGCCGCGGGUGGCGCGGCGAGGGUGGCGCGGACGAGGCGAGGUACAUCGUGCAGGAGACGUCGCGCGUCUUUCGCGAGCGUAAAGAUCUGCGCGACGCCGAGGUCAUCGCCGGGGCUUUGGACGAAGGGGAGGGCCGGCUGCAGACGGCGCUGCACUACGGGAUAGCGUAUCCGCGAAUGACGCACACGCCCCUCGCCGGUGGGGGCGACGUCAAGAACGUUCUGCCCCCGGCGGAGGCGGGGGGUUCGUCCUGGGCGUCGCACGUCGGCGAAAAAGGCGUGAGCGACGCGGCGAGGAACAUCGCGGCGCACGCGGCGCCGGUGAAUCCGCGCGCCAACGCGGCGAGGGAGGCGGCUCGGGCGAAGAGGCUCGCGAUGAUGAAGGCGACGGCGACGGCGACGGCGGAGGCCAGGACGGCGGACGACGAGGACGCAACCGGCUAG